Messenger RNA from Corticium candelabrum, 1501 nucleotides. RefSeq lists its product as uncharacterized. Lineage: Eukaryota; Metazoa; Porifera; Homoscleromorpha; Homosclerophorida; Plakinidae. The coding region runs from base 19 to 1269 and encodes 416 amino acids. Gene Ontology annotation, cellular component: membrane. Gene Ontology annotation, molecular function: transmembrane transporter activity. The transcript is spliced from 12 exons. The record is from RefSeq and is a predicted model, not a curated record. Gene Ontology annotation, biological process: transmembrane transport.
AGUAGUAGACUGUUCAGAAUGGGUACGACUGUUUCAGCUCGUUUUUGGCAGUUGAUAGCUCUUGGAUUAGCCUGGGUAGGUUACUCUACUACGUAUCUUCUAAGAAAGCCAAUCAGCGUUAUAAAGAACGACCUCAAGACUGAACUAGGAUUCUCCAUGACUCAGUUAGGCUGGCUUGAUACGGCCUUCUUGCUGCCCUAUGCUGCCUCGCAGGUUCUGUUGGGAUCUCUUGGUGACAGAGUAAGUCCUCGGAAGAUGCUGGGUGGCUCAAUGCUUAUAGCCUCUGCUUCUAUGGUGUCAUUUGGUUACUGGAAAUCACAUUCUGUAUUUCUGCUGCUGCUUUUCAUUAACGGUGCAGCUCAAUCUCUGGCUUGGCCCGGCGCUGUGAAAGGUGUUGUCUCAUGGUUCAACGGAGACGACAAGAACACUGCAUUAGGUGUGUUAGGAACAUCAGCAUUUGUUGGCGGAUUUCUUGGCACUGCUGUUGCUGUUCAAUUGCAGAAAGAUGGAUGGGAGACUUGCUUUGUGAUUCCAUCAGUAGUUGUGGCAAGUGUAGGACUUGUUAUAAUAGUUCUGUUUAAAUCAUCACAGGACAUACAAAAUGCUGCAGAUGGUGUACAAUCUAGAGAAAAGGAAGUUACAUCUCACACGUCAUUUAGCGAAUUAUGGAGAAUCAGGUCGCUUCCUGAAGUGACAGUUUGUUGUUUUUUUGUUAAAUUCAUUCGAUAUUGCAUGUUGAUGUGGCUACCCAUGUAUCUUUACACUGAGCUCAGGUACAGUAAAAUUGAGUCAGGAAUGCUGUCAACCGUCUUUGAUAUUGGAGGCAUACUUGGCUCGGUUCUACUCGGAUUUAUAUCAGAUAGACUGUUCCAGGGAAAUGUGUUAUGUUGCACGUCUGUGGCCUUGUUUCUUAGUUCAGCUGCUUUCCUUCUGUUCCUCUUUACUUCAUCGCAGGGAAUGAUGUAUAAUGGCUUGGGCAUGCUUCUUGCUGGGAUCACAAACUGUGGGUCAGACACGAUGAUUACAGGCCCAAUUGCUGCACAGAUAGGAGAACAGGAUGGUCGUAAUGUCCAGUCUGCAACAACCGGGAUUGUCAAUGGGAUUGGCACAGCUGGAGCCAUCUUGCAAGGUCCUCUAGUUGGUAUUUUAGCUGGUUUCAUUGGAUGGUCAGGAGUGUUCUAUGCGAUGGUCCUGCUUACACUAGUAUCAGGAUUCUUUAUGGUUCGAGUCCAAUCUGCACAGAAUGCAGUUACAUUCCAAGAAUUGUAAACGUAGAAACAUUUUAUUUAUAACUCUUGAGUCUUUCACAACCAGUUUUGUUUUGUAGAAAGGUAGAGGCUGCCUUUUAGCAUGUACUGCACUUCGACAGUUAGGAGCAAAGUUUGCAUCUCUUGUAGUGGGGAUUCUAGUGGUGUCUGAUAGUCUUGAACCUGACACUUUAGGGGUCACAUACAAAGUUGUCAAUAGCCAGACUACUAAUGUCAGUACCCCGCCCACACAC